GAGGAUAAUUUGAUGACACUCCCUGCCACUGGUAAUUUGUCAUUAUAUCGACUCUCCAGCAGAGACCGCGCCUGCGCUCCUGCUCCCUUCCGAAGGCUUCACCAAUCCUGGCUCUGGCUCCAUCCCCGGCUCGGCGUCUCACAGGCCAGUGCUAAUAAGUCGCCUAGCUGUCCGGUAAUGGGGAAGUGUUAGGGAGCCGCUGCUGUCCAAAAGAAGCCGAGAGGAAGUUGAGGAGUGACGGGAAGCUGUGCGCUGCGCCGGACCGGACACCUCCAACAGAGACGCCUCCUACAGUUGCUGUUGUUGAGAAGCCUAAAAAAAAAAAAAGAAGAAGCGGAGAGUGAUGGAGAGAAAGCGUCCUGGCAUGCCGUCUGGAGCGAGGAUGCCCCAUCAGGGAGCUCCCAUGGGCCCCCCUGGCCCCCCAUACGGAGGGAGCCCGGCGGUGCGGCCCAGCCUGCCCACCCCGGUGAUGGAGCCCAGUCGUAAGAGGCCGGCCCCCUCCCAGCAGGUCCAGCAGCAGCAGCAGCAACAGCAGCAGCAGCAACAGGUCGUCCAGAACCGGACCAGAAAGAAGCCUGUCGGAUUCCCUGGAGCCAAUGAGAUGCCGGCGAGGCAGAUGGACAUGAGAGAGCCCCAAUCAGAUCCCACGCUCGGAUCAAAUGCUAAGAGAAGGAAAAUGGCAGACAAGAUUCUUCCGCAAAGGAUUCGUGAGCUGGUCCCGGAGUCUCAGGCCUACAUGGAUCUGCUGGCGUUUGAGCGCAAGCUGGACCAGACCAUCAUGCGUAAACGUGUGGACAUCCAGGAAGCACUGAAGAGGCCGAUGAAGCAGCAAAAGCGUAAACUGAGGCUUUACAUAUCCAACACCUUCAACCCUGCCAGACCCGACGCCGAUGACUCAGACGGCAGCAUUGCAUCGUGGGAGCUGCGAGUGGAGGGGAAGCUGCUGGAUGACCCGGGGAAGCAGAAGAAGAAGUUCUCUUCGUUUUUUAAGAGCCUGGUGAUCGAGCUGGACAAAGAUCUCUACGGCCCCGACAACCACCUGGUUGAGUGGCACCGCACGCCCACCACCCAGGAGACAGACGGCUUCCAGGUGAAGAGGCCCGGAGACGUGAGCGUGCGCUGCACUCUGCUGCUGAUGCUGGACUAUCAGCCUCCCCAGUUUAAGCUGGACCCUCGUCUGGCUCGCCUGCUCGGGAUCCACACUCAGACCCGCUCCUGCAUCAUCCAGGCCCUCUGGCAGUACGUCAAGACCAACAAGCUGCAGGACUCCCAUGACAAGGAGUACAUCAACUGUGACAAGUACUUCCAACAGAUCUUUGACUGCCCUCGGCUGAAGUUCUCUGAGAUCCCUCAACGCCUCACCAACCUCCUCCUGCCCCCUGACCCCAUCGUCAUCAACCACGUCAUCAGCGUGGAUCCGAACGACCAGAAGAAGACGGCAUGCUACGACAUCGACGUGGAGGUGGAGGACCCCCUGAAGAGCCAAAUGAGCAGCUUCCUCCUCUCGACUGCCAACCAGCAGGAGAUCGCCUCGCUCGACAACAAGAUCCAUGAGACCAUCGAGUCCAUCAACCAGCUGAAGAUCCAGAGGGACUUCAUGCUCAGUUUCUCCAGAGAUCCCAAAGGCUACAUCCAGGACUGGCUCAAAUCCCAGAGCCGAGACCUUAAGUUAAUGACCGAUGUUGUGGGGAACCCUGAAGAGGAGAGGAGGGCGGCUUUUUACCACGAGCCCUGGUCCCAGGAGGCCGUCAGCCGCUAUUUCUACUGCAAGAUCCAGCAAAGGAGACAGGAGCUGGAGCAGGCCUUAGCUGUCCGCAACACCUAAACCAAGGUCCUCCUGACACUCUGGAUUUCAGAGCUGAGUGUGCUUGUUUUUGGGAUGUGUGUGUGAGGCCAUCGCUGUCGUCCGGGGAAACCUUAUACCUCUGAAAAUGUUGGUUAGUCAAAAAAAAAAAAAAAGAAAAAAGAACAUUCGUCUCUCAGAGGUUUUGCAGUGUUUUGAAUAAAAGACGUUUUUUCUUGCAAUAGCAGCAGUGUGUUCGUAUGGAAGCUGGAUAUUGAUGCACAUUUAGUUCCUCAUUUUUGUGCAGGACGUCAUCAUCAUUAACCGCAUGUAUUUAAAGCGCCCGUAGAGGUGAAGCCCCUCCCCCCCCCCCCCCCAAGACCACAGGCAUCGCUACUCUCUGCUUUGUAAAUACGUCACAAGUAAAGUCAAGAUGAUCUCUGAGCCAGCUGCUCACACACACACACACACACACACACACACACACACACACACACACACACACACACACCGCUGUGUUUUCAGAGUGUGCACAUGAAUUAACAAGACAUCAAGGUCCACCCUCACAGCCCUCUGGACGCGUCUGCUUUCUAUUUUUUAAGGCGUGAAUAAUUUAAAGUGUGUUUUCAUUUGUUCUAAGAGUGUUUCCAUCAAACUGAUUAAUUACACCAGCAAGUCUAGAUUAAGUGAAACACGUUGGGUUAAAGGGAGCGAAAGGUUCUUUUCAGAUUCAAGCCUUCAAUGUGUCUCAUUUUAAUCUGAUUCUCCAGUAACAGUCUUUGUAAUGCAUCAGUAUAAGUCACCACAUGCACACAGCUCCAUGUGUGUUUAAGGAGCUUUAACAGAGGAUAACCCUGCGUCCAGUAUUGAUCAUUCAAAUAAUAAUAAUAGCUUUUUUUCCCUCCCUUAAUCAUGGCAAAAUGAUAAAUACAUGUCGGAACCUGUCUGUGUGUACUAUUUUGCCAGCUAAUGUCUUGAAGGUGUUACCAAAGGUCGCAACAAGAAGAAAUCACUGAAAUGCAGAAGAAGCGGGCAAAAAUAAUCCUCGCCUGGGUUUAAUGGAAACGUGCAAAAAUAUCCUCGUCUGACACAAGAAGUUUAUGGUGCAUUCAUGUGGUGUCGGAGACAUCGGGAAAAUUAGUAUCCGAGUUGUAAAAUGCACUUGAACACCUGCUCGAGUCGGAACAACAACUUGGCAACUCGGAGGCGAAUUAUGUGCCCGACUUGACAUCAGAAUUGUCAUCACAUGAGGGGCAAAAUACGUUUUCGACCUCCAAACUCGGAAACUUGGACCACCUGGCAGCACAUGAAUGCAGCAUUAAUCCCCAAGGUUUAGCCUUUGUAGCCAAUUAGGAAUCAAAGUCCUGGACAAACCCUGAAAGCGUUAAUGAAUUGAUGAUUUAAGCCCAGGUGAGGAGAGUUUUGUCCAUUUCCACUCUUUUACAUGAAGAAGAAAGUUUUAUUUUCUAGAGAUGUGAAUGUAAAUAUGUUUUUGUUUUUUUCUUCCCCUUGAGAGGGUCAACUGUACAGUAUACGACAGACUAUCUCUGUGUGUGUUUGUUUUUUGGGGGUGGGGGUGGGGUGGGAGGGUGUGAGUAACAUGGUGCAGUAUGGGAGCUCCAUGCGUUUCGCAUUAGUAGGGCAGGAAUGUUAGUGUUCCUCUGUGUACUAUCUCGGGUCAGGGUGGUUUAUUUUAGGUCCAUCCCGUCACUACCGUGGGAGCUGGAUGCUGCGACAAAGAAAGACUUUUAAUCCGAGUAGCAGUUACAGAUGAAAUAAUCUCCUUUCACACUUUUUUAAUGACCUUUAUGUAUAUGUUGUCAUGUCGGAGGGAGGAUUGUUUUUAUUUCAGCGGGCAGAUUUUGUUUUUCUUUGCACUGUGCUAAUACUUCAAUGGGGGUUUUCUUUCGUUUGGAGCGGCUGAGCGCCUCUUCAUUAUCCCAGCAUACACAAAAAGUGAUUGGAUGAUUUCACGAUGACCUAUGCAUGCUCCAUGGACAUUGAUUCACGCAUCCGAACAAGACCGCUUGUGUAAAUAAAAUAAAAAAGAUGGCAUAUUCGUCUCUGUGAUGAGCCGAAGACUCAUCGAAAUGCCUUCUGGAAACUUUUUUGCCAAAAAUGAUAUGCCCUACCAGCAACUAACUGUAGGUGUGAUUUUUCUGAACUGUGUUUUUGUUACUAAGUUAUAUUAACUGCACUCAUUAGAGGAGAAACAGUAGUCAUUGGUAGUAUCUUUAGUCCUGUGUCUAACCUAGAGGGGUUUGUCUUUGUACCACAGGGGCAUUCACAUUGUUGUCAUAAAGUCACUGAUUCACUAGCACCCUCUUGUGUAGGAAACUAGAAACUGCAACUCCUGGGUGAGCUCGAGCUUUGAGCACGAGAAUAUCUGAGAAAAUGAAAAACAGACUACUGCAUCUCCUGUUUCUAAAUCCUGACGUAUACUGUCCACAUGUUUGUCCCACUCCCUGCAUGUGUUGGUGAAGAGUGGGAGCCGCUCUUUGUCUCUGUUUACACUGUCGUCAGAGCAUCACAAACAGGGAGAUGAGGACAUGAUACUGUACUGUAUGUCUGUAGAGAGCAAAAUCCGCUUGGUUGAUUUCACUCUACAAGAAAAGAUGAAAAAAAAGGGAAAACAGCUGUGACAUUACAAGACAGCCUGGAUGUAAAUAAAGAAGCGCUUGCCAAAGUUUGUAAAUGCCA
Messenger RNA from Labrus bergylta (ballan wrasse), 4483 nucleotides. RefSeq names its product SWI/SNF related, matrix associated, actin dependent regulator of chromatin, subfamily d, member 3b (gene smarcd3b). The record is from RefSeq and is a predicted model, not a curated record. Gene Ontology annotation, molecular function: transcription coregulator activity. Gene Ontology annotation, cellular component: SWI/SNF complex; nucleus. NCBI's taxonomy places the organism in Eukaryota, Metazoa, Chordata, Actinopteri, Labriformes, Labridae. Gene Ontology annotation, biological process: regulation of transcription by RNA polymerase II.